AUGUUAGAUAUUAAUGCAUUCAUAGUUGAAAAGGGAGGAGAACCAGACAAAAUUAAAGAAUCCCAAAAAAAAAGAGGAGCAUCAGUAGAAUUAGUAGAUGAAAUCAUAAAAGACUAUAAAGAUUGGGUUAAAAUUAGAUUUGAUUUAGAUGAACAUAAUAAAAAAAUAAAUAAAACUCAAAAGGAAAUUGGAGCCAAGUAUAAAGCUAAAGAAGAUCCAGCUGAUUUAUUAAAAUUAAAAGAUGAUUUGACUGAAGAAAAAAAACAAUUAAUUGAAAAAGAAGCACAAGCUGAUAAAGAUUUAAGAUUUAAAGUAAAUCAAAUUGGUAAUAUUGUUCAUAAAUCAGUUGUUGAUUCUAUGGAUGAAGCAAAUAAUGAAUUAGUUAAAACUUGGUUACCAGAAGGUUACUCAAAACCUGAACAAAUUGCAGCAGGUACAAAUGAACCAGCUAAAUUAUCUCAUCAUGAAGUUUUACUUAGAUUAGAUGGUUAUGAUCCAGAAAGAGGUGUUAGAAUUGUUGGACAUCGUGGGUAUUUUUUAAGAAAUUAUGGUGUAUUUUUAAAUCAAGCAAUGAUAAAUUAUGGACUUUCAUUUUUAGCUAAAAAAGGAUAUGUACCAUUACAAGCACCAGUUAUGAUGAAUAAAGAAGUUAUGGCUAAAACUGCACAAUUAUCACAAUUCGAUGAAGAAUUAUAUAAAGUCAUAGACGGAGAAGACGAAAAAUAUUUGAUUGCAACUUCAGAACAACCUAUUAGUGCUUAUCAUGCAAAUGAAUGGUUCGAAAAACCUCAAGAACAAUUACCAAUUAAAUAUGCUGGAUAUUCAUCAUGUUUUAGAAGAGAAGCUGGUUCUCAUGGUAAAGAUGCUUGGGGUAUAUUCAGAGUUCAUGCGUUUGAGAAAAUCGAACAAUUUGUAUUAACAGAACCAGAAAAAUCAUGGGAAGAAUUUGAUAAUAUGAUUAAUGCAUCUGAAGAAUUUUAUCAAUCUUUGGGUUUACCAUAUAGAGUAGUAGGAAUAGUUUCAGGUGAAUUAAAUAAUGCAGCAGCUAAAAAAUAUGAUUUAGAAGCAUGGUUCCCAUUUCAACAAGAAUUUAAAGAAUUAGUUUCUUGUUCAAAUUGUACUGAUUAUCAAUCAAGAAAUUUAGAAAUUAGAUGUGGUGUAAAACAACAAAAUCAAACUGAAAAAAAAUAUGUUCAUUGUCUUAAUUCAACUUUAUCUGCUACUCAAAGAGCUAUUUGUUGUAUAUUAGAAAAUUAUCAAAAAGAAGAUGGAUUGGUUGUACCUGAAGUUUUAAGAAAAUAUAUUCCUGGUGAACCUGAUUUCAUUCCAUUUGUUAAAGAAUUACCAAAAAAUUCAACUUCAACUAAAAGAGCAGCAAAAGGUAAAGAUUAA
Messenger RNA from Lodderomyces jiufengensis, 1392 nucleotides. It is a transcript of the gene SES1, whose product is annotated as serine--tRNA ligase. The record is from RefSeq and is a predicted model, not a curated record. Gene Ontology annotation, biological process: seryl-tRNA aminoacylation. Lineage: Eukaryota; Fungi; Ascomycota; Pichiomycetes; Serinales; Debaryomycetaceae. The transcript has a single exon. Gene Ontology annotation, molecular function: serine-tRNA ligase activity; tRNA binding; ATP binding. Gene Ontology annotation, cellular component: cytosol. The coding region runs from base 1 to 1392 and encodes 463 amino acids.